This is a messenger RNA of Bursaphelenchus xylophilus (pine wood nematode), 1464 nucleotides long. NCBI's taxonomy places the organism in Eukaryota, Metazoa, Nematoda, Chromadorea, Rhabditida, Aphelenchoididae. The record is from the annotation of a GenBank genome assembly.
AUGGAAGAGUUGAGCCCGAAGAUUCCGGCAGCGAUAUUGUCUGUUAUCGCAACGUUCGGAAUGUUCGGAAAUUUCAAUAUUAUUGUGGCAACUGUAAGGACAAGGUAAGAAAUAUAUAAAUCUGACGUCAGUCUGUCGGGAAAAUAGUGUGGAUUUGUCGCGACUUUAAACAUUUAAAAAUCGUUCUUCAUCGCUUUGCGACGGCUAGCGAGAUUUGAUGUGCGACUGCGACAUUAUGCAGCCACAAAUCCACAUUAUUUUCCCGACAGACAGAUGGCCGCGUUACGACCUGUUUUAGUUCUCUUCGGACAACCUGCAACUACCUCAUUGCAUUCACGGCGCUGUUUGACUUCAUUCAUCAGCUCAGCCAAUACGUUGUGACUUAUUUUGCUUUCGUUGGAGACUACCCAACCAUUGAGAAAUGUUUUUGUUUCCAAUUUCUGCCAAUGAUCGGCUGCAACGCCGCUGAAGUCGCGAUGCUUUUUACCAGCUUGGACAGGUUGUAUUGCGUUGCAAGGCCUGUGGCGUAAGUCGGGGAUAUCGACAAAUAUUUUUUUGAAACUUUACCAAUAAUGUGGCCAUGUCAGCUCUUGUAUCAAGAGCUAUAAUAAUAGUAUAACAGAAACCUUUAAUUCGGCGGUAGAAUUAAGAUUGCGUAUUUUAAUUUUUUUCUUUUUCCGUUAAGCAAUGCCAAAUUUUUUCAAUAUCUAUCCCUAGCGUUUGAAUUUAUUUCAAGAAACUUUACAAUUGAAAACAUUCCAGCCACCUGUUAAGACAAUUGUGCCACAUUUCAGAAACCACAGCUAUUUUUUAGAAUUCGUUAACCUUUUUCUCACACUCCAAGAGCAUUUUUAGGUAUCAGCACGUCUCAUGCGCUCUUGAGAUUCCGAUUUGCGUCGCUGUUUCACUAUUUUUUGGUCUAUGGAUAAAUUACGAGUCCUACAUGAGUUUCCAGUCGAUCAGAUUUCAAACAACCGUAUGCACGCUCGGCUCCUGCUACAAUGAAGCGCUGGAAGCCGUCACUAUUUCCAACGGGCUGAUCCAUUUGGCAACCAUAUUCAUUUAUGGCAUCAUUUUUAUAGUCAUCAAAAAGAUUACGAAACAGAAAGCCUCGGGGAUGUUGCGAUCAAUUGCGGCUGUUACGUUUUGUGUUGUUGGAGGCUGGCUGUUGACCAUGGUGCUGUUUGAGGUGUUUCUGAGUUCGGGAAUUCCCGUGUCCGAUGCGCUUAUACUGUAUCUGGGCAUACCGCUGAAUAUUUCCAUAUCGUUGAACUAUCCGAUAUACUUUUUAAUGAGGUAAACAAUAUAAUGGGGAAAGAUUUACGAUGACUUCGGAAUUUCAGCAGUCGAUAUCGUGUAGUUUUCAAGGAACAGCUGAAUUUGCUCCGAUGCCGCAACUUCUUUGGAACCACCGUCCAAGAAGUUUCGAAUACAAGCAGCGGCGGUGUCGCCUUGAAGUCAUGA